Molecule: messenger RNA, 534 nt
Organism: Nannizzia gypsea CBS 118893
Lineage: Eukaryota; Fungi; Ascomycota; Eurotiomycetes; Onygenales; Arthrodermataceae
Exons: 5
Coding region: 1-534 (177 amino acids)
Cellular component (GO): membrane; cytoplasm; mitochondrion
Source: RefSeq, a predicted model, not a curated record
AUGUUGCGAUGGUAUCAAGCAAAGUUGGCUGCUCGCCCAUUGCUUACACAGAGCGUCGGUAGUGCGGUGCUCUUUGGGACAGGAGAUGUCCUAGCUCAGCAGCUCGUUGAUAGAGUCGGGAUCGAGAAGCAUGACUUUGCCAGAACCGGUAGAAUGGUUCUUUACGGAGGAGCAAUCUUCGGACCAGGUGCAACGACUUGGUACAAGUUCAUGCAACGAAACAUAGUUUUCAAGAACCCCAAGCUUACAUUAGUUGCUAGAGUGUGUGCGGAUCAGACCCUGUUCACUCCUACGCAUCUAACCUGCUUCCUAUCCUCCAUGGCGAUCCUCGAAGGAAAUGACCCAUUGGAGAGACUGCGAACCACUUUUGGCACUGCCUACAAGACCAACCUCAUGCUCUGGCCGUGGGUGCAGGCAGCCAACUUCACAUUCGUGCCUUUGGAGCACCGAGUUCUGGUUGUCAACCUUGUCAGCCUUGGCUGGAACUGCAUCCUCAGUCUCAUAAACAGUAAGGGUGAAAAGGAUAGUACCUAA